AUGAGAACAGUUUGUUCCAGUAGGCAUAAAGCUGCUGAGGCAGGUGCUAUGGAGUAUCUUGAGCUUGGUCAGUCAGAGGGUGCCACGGUCAUCCACUGCAUCCCCAGCUAUUGCCAGGCGUCCUGGAUUUCAAUAAUUGUGGAAGAGAAACCUUAUUCCUAUGGACCCUUCUCCUUGAACUACUACAUCCUGACUCAGGAAGUGUGGAAGAUGGAAAGGAGUAAUGAAGAUGUUUGUGUGUUUAAGUGCUCCGUGUCCAGAGAAACAGAAUGCAGCCGAGUUGGAAAGCAGUCCUUCAUCAUCACCUUGGGAUGUAAUAGUGUCCUUAUACAAUUUGCCACACCUAAUGAUUUCUGUUCAUUCUACAAUAUUCUGAAAACCUGUCGAGGUCACAACUUAGAGCGCUCUGUCUUCAGUGAGCGGACAGAAGAAUCCUCUGCUGUGCAGUACUUCCAGUUCUAUGGCUACCUGUCACAGCAACAGAAUAUGAUGCAAGAUUAUGUACGAACAGGCACGUAUCAAAGGGCAAUUCUGCAGAACCAUAGUGAUUUUAAAGACAAGAUUGUCUUAGAUGUGGGCUGUGGCUCGGGGAUCCUGUCUUUUUUUGCUGCUCAGGCAGGAGCAAGAAAAGUCUAUGCAGUGGAAGCAAGCACCAUGGCUCAGCAUGCUGAGGUUUUAGUAAAGAGUAACAACCUCACAGACCGAAUUGUGGUCAUUCCUGGAAAGGUGGAGGAAAUCUCACUUCCCGAGCAGGUGGACAUAAUUAUUUCAGAGCCAAUGGGCUACAUGCUUUUCAAUGAACGUAUGUUGGAGAGCUACCUCCAUGCCAAGAAGUACUUAAAGCCUAGUGGGAAUAUGUUUCCAACUAUUGGGGAUGUACAUCUUGCACCAUUUACAGAUGAGCAGCUCUACAUGGAACAGUUUACCAAGGCCAAUUUUUGGUAUCAGCCAUCUUUUCAUGGAGUUGACUUGUCAGCCCUUAGAGGAGCAGCAGUAGACGAGUAUUUCAGACAGCCUGUCGUGGACACCUUUGAUAUCAGGAUUUUAAUGGCUAAGUCAGUAAAAUAUACGGUGAAUUUUUUAGAAGCCAAAGAAGGUGAUUUGCACAGGAUAGAAAUCCCAUUCAAGUUCCACAUGCUGCACUCAGGACUUGUCCAUGGCUUGGCUUUCUGGUUUGAUGUAGCCUUCAUUGGUUCAAUAAUGACAGUGUGGCUAUCCACAGCACCCACAGAGCCUCUGACUCACUGGUACCAAGUUCGGUGUUUGUUUCAGUCGCCGCUCUUUGCAAAGGCCGGGGACACGCUCUCAGGGACAUGUCUGCUCAUUGCAAAUAAGAGACAAAGCUAUGACAUCAGUAUUGUUGCCCAGGUGGAUCAGACGGGUUCUAAAUCCAGUAACCUCCUGGACCUGAAAAACCCUUUCUUUAGAUAUACAGGUACGACGCCAUCUCCUCCUCCUGGCUCCCACUACACGUCUCCCUCUGAGAACAUGUGGAACACAGGCGGUGCCUACAAUCUGAGCAGUGGGAUGGCUGUGGCUGGGAUGCCAACGGCCUAUGACCUGAGCAGUGUUAUUGCUAGCGGAGCCAGCGUCAGCCACAACAACCUUAUCCCUUUAGCCAACACUGGGAUUGUCAAUCACACCCACUCCCGGAUGGGCUCCAUUAUGAGCACAGGGAUUGUCCAAGGGUCCUCCAGUGGCCAGAGUGGAGGCGGCUCCAGCACUCACUACCCAGUCAACAGCCAGUUUACCAUGGGGGGCCCCGCCAUCUCCAUGGCCUCCCCUAUGUCCAUCACCACCAACACAAUGCAUUAUGGGAGCUAAAAGUCCACCUCUGAUCUGAACUGACCACACCAGGAAACCAAAUGAAGAUUUCCCCUUCCUCCCACCUUGGUGGACUGUGCCCUCUCCCUAACCCCUGCCCUAAUAGGGCAGUUUUUACCCUUGUACCAUAGAAACAAACACCCAGUCAGCUCCUUCUUUGA
Messenger RNA from Gracilinanus agilis (Agile Gracile Mouse Opossum), 1985 nucleotides. RefSeq names its product coactivator associated arginine methyltransferase 1 (gene CARM1). The record is from RefSeq and is a predicted model, not a curated record. Gene Ontology annotation, biological process: peptidyl-arginine methylation. The transcript has 17 exons. Bases 1 to 1824 code for a protein of 607 amino acids. NCBI's taxonomy places the organism in Eukaryota, Metazoa, Chordata, Mammalia, Didelphimorphia, Didelphidae. Gene Ontology annotation, molecular function: protein-arginine N-methyltransferase activity.